GUAAAAUCAAUAUUAUAUUGUAAUGUAAUAAUGCAGUGCUAAAAAUUCAAUUAUUAUUCAGAAUAUCAGCAGCAUAUUUAUUUCCAAAAGUUAAUUAGGUAUUUAGCUUCACAAAAAUAAAGGUAAUUUUGAGAUUUGUUUACAAUUAAGUUUUGACUUUUGACGGAUGAAUUAAUAUUUAGACAAUAUAUUAUAAAGAAUGGCGGUGGAAAAAUUGUACGAAAGUGAAGAUUUUCUUAUUGUGAAUAAACCAUUUGAUAUGUACAUAAACUGUGAUGAUGAAAACGAAAAGAACACAGUUACGAGCCACAUCGCUAAGCAUGAUUCUCACAUGUCAAUAUCCUCGAACCCGCUACACUUCGUCCACCGCCUGGACUACUCCACCAGCGGGGUGCUGUGCAUCGCCAAGAACAGGACGGCGGCGGCGCAGGCUGGCAGACUGUUCGAGAAGCGGCAGACCCACAAGUACUACCUGGCAGUCGUGAGGCAACAUCCAGACUUUGAACUGGGGGAUAUUUAUUAUGACAUAGGUGUGGACCCGUCGCCGGAGGACCGGCACAAGAUGCGUGCCGUGACGCAGGCGCCGGAGCAGGCGGCGGCACCGUGCACGCGCUCGGCGCAGACCCGUCUGCUGCUGCUGGAGACGGGGCUGUACUGCGAGGAGCCCGUCGCGGUCGUGCUGCUCAAGCCGAUGACAGGUCGCCGGCACCAGCUCCGCGUGCACUGCUCCAGCGCCGGCCACACGAUCCUGGGCGACUACACAUACAGCCAGCGAGCGGACAGUGCGCCGCACCGCAUGUUCCUGCACGCCGCCAGACUGGUGCUACCCUUACCGGAUGAGCCCCUGGAUAUUCAAACUCCGGAGCCAUUCGUGAGCGACCCGCAAUUCUCGUCGCGGUACAAGCCGCUCACGACGCUGUACAAGUACAGGAGCAAUGAAGAGUUUGUGUCUGCCUGUGAAGUCAUAGACCGCAACUACACGCUUGGCAUUACCUACAAGGAGUUUAAAAUAUAACGUGUUCAUUAAUUUACUUUUUAUCAGAUAUUUUUAUUUUACAUCUGAUAUUCAAUAAACACGUUUGACUUACAGCAAUAUCUUCUUUUAUAAAUAUAUAAAAGAUAUACUAAA
Messenger RNA from Leptidea sinapis, 1129 nucleotides. Its product is annotated as RNA pseudouridylate synthase domain-containing protein 1-like. NCBI's taxonomy places the organism in Eukaryota, Metazoa, Arthropoda, Insecta, Lepidoptera, Pieridae. The coding region runs from base 200 to 1015 and encodes 271 amino acids. Gene Ontology annotation, biological process: pseudouridine synthesis. The record is from RefSeq and is a predicted model, not a curated record. The transcript has 5 exons. Gene Ontology annotation, molecular function: RNA binding; pseudouridine synthase activity.